Messenger RNA from Carcharodon carcharias (great white shark), 1290 nucleotides. RefSeq names its product UDP-Gal:betaGlcNAc beta 1,3-galactosyltransferase, polypeptide 4 (gene b3galt4). Gene Ontology annotation, molecular function: hexosyltransferase activity. The coding region runs from base 38 to 1201 and encodes 387 amino acids. NCBI's taxonomy places the organism in Eukaryota, Metazoa, Chordata, Chondrichthyes, Lamniformes, Lamnidae. Gene Ontology annotation, cellular component: membrane. The record is from RefSeq and is a predicted model, not a curated record. The transcript has 2 exons.
UUGCAGGUACAAGUGCUGUAUUGAUCCAUUGGAGGCGAUGCUCAGUCUGUCCUGGAGAUGGAUAACACAGCUGCUUGUGCAACUUUGCCGCUGUUUCCUGUCUGUCCACUGCCCCCAUGUUCUGCCCCAUCGGCUGGUGAAGUACAGGGUGUCUCGGCUCCUGACCACGUUGCUGCUGGUUGCUGUCUCUGCCCUGCUGGUGACAGUCUUCUCUGUCGGCUACAUCGAGGAAUGGCUCCUGCGCCCUGUGCCCAGCUCCAUCAGGGACCGGAGGGUCUCCCGGAUGAGGGAGAAAGCUGCUCUCUUCGACGCCGCGGCCCUGAAGCCAGAGGCCCCCAAGUUCUACCGGGUGUCCAACCCCAGCUUCUGCGCCGGCUCUGACCUCUUCCUGGUGAACUUUGUGAUCAGCAAGCCGGCGCACCUCGUGAACCGGGAGGCUAUCCGGAGGAGCUGGGGCUCCGUACGCGAGGUACGAGGCCUGGCAGUGAGGACCCUCUUUGCCCUGGGGACGCCCGAGUCCUCGAAGGAGCAGGAGCUUAUCGACUGGGAGUCCAGGAGCUACCAGGACGUGGUGCAAGGCCGGUUUGUGGACACGUACCUCAACCUGACCUUCAAGACCAUCAUGGUGAUGCGCUGGUUCACCACCUACUGCCACACAGCCCGCUACCUCCUCAAGGUCGAUGACGAUGUCUUCCUGAACCAUGACAACCUGGUGGAGCUCCUGCUGGGACUGGGGGAUGGGCUGACCGACCUGUAUCUGGGGAGAGUCCACAGGAACGUUCGUGCCAUCCGUAAUGUCAGCAGCCUCUACUACGUGUCAGAGGAGGUGUACCCGGCAGACACCUACCCAAACUACUGCAGCGGCACCUCCUACGUGCUGUCCGGAGACAUGGCGCACAAGGUCUACGUGGCUGCCCUGUCUGUACCGCUGUUGAGCAUCGAGGACGUCUUUGUUGGGAUCUGCGCCAAGCGGAUGGGUGUGCUGCCUACCCACACCUCCAAGAUGUCUGGGGGUCUCCGCUUCCACUUCAGCCAGUGCUGCUACAAGUCCAUAAUCACCUCCCACCACAUGACAGCAGGGGAGUUACUCCCCAUGUGGCGCUUGGUGAACGAUGGGCGAGAAUGCUCGCUGCUCUCCAAGUACACGGCCCUGUUCGUCUGCAAGCUGCUGAACCUGCUGGACCAGGUCCGUGCCGCUUGACCCAGGGCCUCAGCACCCGCUGGGGCUGCAUUCAGGUUGAUUGGGUCCAGGGGAGUUCUGGAGUCUCCAGCCCAAUGUGUCGCGGAGAC